CAGUACAACCAGCAGCCGGACGGAACCAGGACCAGAGCACGAUGUUCUCACAGGCCCUCUGGCUGCUGCUGCUCUUCGGCGUCCCGGCAGCUCUCGCGGCAAAAUGUCCUGAGCAGUGCGUCUGUGACCAGAUCCAGCUCACGGUGACAUGCGUCAAUGGGAACCUGACCCACGUUCCUCCUGCUGUGGACGAGAUCACGGUGAAGUUAGAUCUGCGGGGCAACGACCUCCAGGAGCUGAGCGGCGGGGCGUUCAAACACACGCCGUACCUCACCCACCUGUCGCUGCAGCGCUGUAACAUCCGCUGGGUGAAGGAGGGCGCCUUCCGGGGCCUCGGGCGCCUCGUCUUCCUCAACCUGGCCAACAACAACGUGGACAUACUCUACCAGGAGUCGUUCGACGGCCUGACCUCGCUGAAGCAGCUCAUGAUGGACCGUAACCGCGUGGAGGAGAUCCAGCCCGGAGCCUUCUCUCAGCUGGGCUUCCUCAACCUGCUGUCGCUCACGCACAACCGGCUGGUCUACAUCCCCAACAUGGCCUUCCAGGGCUUGCAGAACAUCAAGUGGCUCCGCCUCAGCCACAACUCUCUGAACUACCUGGACACCGAGGCCUUCGCCUCUCUGCUCACGCUCACGCGGCUCAGCCUGGACCACAACGAGCUGCAGUUCUUCCCCACCGAGCCCAUGACCAGGCUGCCGGAGUUGACUCGCCUCGACAUGAGCUACAACCCGAUGACGUACCUGGGGGAGGAGGUCGUGUCCAUGGCCAAACUGACCCACCUGUUCCUGGACCACAUGUUCCUGCAGGACAUGGACCACACGGCCGUGUCCAGAUGCCCCGGCCUCGUCCACCUGGACAUCGGCUACAACCAGCUGCGUGUGCUGCAGCCGUUCUCCGAAGGUUCGCCGAAGCUGGCGCGCCUCAACCUGGCCGGCAACCCCGUCUACUGCAACUGCUACCUGCGUCCACUCAGGGAGUGGUCGAUCCGGCGCAGGGUGAGGCUGAUGGGGACGUGCGGGGGUCCGGCCCAUCUGUCGGGGGAGAACCUGGAGGCGGUUUACCCCGCGGAGCUGCGCUGCCAGAGCCAGGAGGCCAUGCUGAAGGCCGAGUACGAGGAGGCGAGCAGGGUCACGCCGCCGCCCACGCCGCCGCCACAGAACACGGUCAAGUGUCCCCUCAACUGCGUCUGCGAGGCCGAGACGCGCCACUCCUCGUGCGAGAACCGCGGCCACGCCAAAGUUCCUCGCGGUUUCUCUCCCGACACGCGUCUCCUCGAUCUCCGCGGCAACCGCUUCCACUCCAUCCCCGGCAACAGCUUCCCCGGCGUCGGCCGGGUCGUGUCGCUGCACCUGCAGCGCUGCAAGAUCGCCGAGGUGGAGGGCGGCGCCUUCAGUGGCAUGAAGGGCCUGAUCUACCUGUACCUGUCGGAGAACGACCUCACCGCCCUCAGCCCCGACGCCUUCAAAGGCCUCCCUCAGCUGACUUACCUGCACCUGGAGAACAACCGCUUCACCGGAUUCCCCAAAGCAGCCUUCACUCUGGUCCCCAGCCUGCUGGCGCUCCACCUGGAGAACAACUCCAUCGCCAAGCUGGAGCCGGACCUCUUGACCGGAGCCGAGGGCCUCAGGGCGCUCUACCUGGCCGGGAACGUCAUCCACCACGUGGCGCCCAGGGCUCUGGACCGGGCCGGGGACCUCGAUACGCUCCACCUGGGAGCCAACCGGCUGAAGGCGGUGCCCACGGACGCGCUGAGCAAGGCGGGGAACCUCAGAGACCUGAGGCUGUCCGGGAAUCCCAUCCGCUGGGUGGGGCCGGAGGCUUUCCGACCGCUGGGGGGGGCCCUGAAGGAGCUGUACCUGGAUAACAUGGGCCUGGAGAAGAUGUCUCCGAGCUCCCUGGCAGGUCUGAGUGCCGGGUUGAGGAGUCUCUUCCUGGAAGGCAACCAGCUGGAGGAGGUGCCCGACCUUCACCCGCUGACCUCUCUGGAGGUCAUCAACCUGGCCGACAACCCUCUGAUGUGCGACUGCCCUCUGCUGCCGCUACGCAUGUGGAUUGAGAAAGUCAACCUGAAGGUACGAGCCACCUGCGCCAACCCCCCCGAGCUGCGCGGUCGCCGGGUGAAGGACGUCCACGCCUUCAGGGCGUGUCCCGGGGGCGAGAGCCUCGCCGCUCCCCCGACCGCCACCCCGAAGCCCGCCAUGGCGCCCAAGGCCACCAAACCCAAGUCGGCGCACCUCGGCGGUCUCCGGAGGAUCAAAAUGCUCCGAGCCAAAUCCAAACUUCGCAAAACUCUGAACACGAAACCGUCGUUAGCCCAAAAAAACACCGAGAGACGCAGCGCGGCCGGAAAGAAGUAAACACGUCUGAGGUUCAACCACAGAUUCAAGUGUAUUUUUUUUAAUCAAUGUUUAAAAAAAAGUAAACAAAUAUUUU
Molecule: messenger RNA, 2433 nt
Organism: Pseudoliparis swirei
Lineage: Eukaryota; Metazoa; Chordata; Actinopteri; Perciformes; Liparidae
Gene: chadlb
Product: chondroadherin-like b
Exons: 11
Coding region: 42-2357 (771 amino acids)
Cellular component (GO): extracellular matrix
Molecular function (GO): protein binding
Source: RefSeq, a predicted model, not a curated record